UGUACCUCAACUUUGUCAACAAUCCAUUUUUUAUCCGCCUUGUUCAAAGCCACCUGUAGUUUUGCUUUGCAUCCGAAUCUCGUAUUCAUAGGAGAUUCUCUCUUUUGCUCCCCUUUAUGAGGGCGUCUAUAUCCCUCACAGGAACAGACAUAAGUUGCUCUUGUAAUAUCUCCGUGAGUAUUCUUUGCUUUCUUCUCGUGUCUGACAGAAAACCCCCAAGCCUUCGCGUAGUUAUUAUAGAACGUAUAAGCUUCAUCGUGACUAUUGAACUUCCGACCGAGAAAUUCUUCGGCUGUUAAGUUUCGCAAUGCUUCAUCCUCGUCCACUCCAUUGUUAGGAGGAACACUUACACUGCCAGAAUCCUCAGCUCUAUCAUCCUCCUCUCUACUUAAAUCACCGCUGCUAUUAGGAAGAGUUAGAUCUAUAGGCGGGACGUCCGUUCCCUCUGGAGGAUAGUAAUGGCUUCCCUCUGUUGUCAUUGUUUGAAAUGGGGCAGUUUUCCAGAUUGGUUCCAAGUGAGAAAAAUAUAUGCAGAGGAGAUCUGGUCCCGCCUAGGAACGGACCAUCCAACAACCCUAUCCAGUUGGACUCCUUAGAUAGAAGGUGCCCUUAAAUGAGGAUAGGAUCCGGGACUGCCGUUGCAGGCAAACCCAUAUCCACUUUUCGUAUUCUUUCUUCCCUGCACAUAUUCUUGAAUCCCAUGGAUAACGUGAAGAAAUCAAGGACAUCUGCCAGGAAUAAAGAAAGGAAGAAAACAAAUUCAGCUGAUCCUCUCCAAGAAAACAAUGGGCCUGAUGUAGUAUGCUUGGGUACUACACCCAUUACUCCCAGCAAAAGAAGAGCACGGACCAACUCAACUCUUGAAGAAGGGGGGCCAUCUACUCCUCUACAGAGUCAACCAAAAUCAGAUUUCAUUGACUCGAAUGAAACAGAAAGGGAUCCACAGGUUAUAACAUCAAUGGAAUUUCAUAUUCCAAGACACAUUGAACUCAAGUUUGAUGAACUUGUGGUGGCUUGUUAUGCCUUCGGAAGAGGCCUAUUAGAAGAUGAAGUGUUGGUCCACAGUUUGGGAAUUCAAGGUCAGCGAAAGGCGUUCAUGAGCCUUUGUCCGGGGAAGGCAUUAGCAGAUGAUGUGCUGACAAUGGUGUGCAGCUAUCUAAGUCAGAAACAGUUGAUGACGGAGAAUGUGGAGAUAUGUUUCUUGCCGCCUGAUUUUUCGGCAUCUUUGAUGACUGAAGAUCUAACUUGUCAGGAAGCAUUGGACAAAUACCAAUACUCAUUUAUGCAGAUUUCCCCUCAGUGUAGCAAGGUUUACAUCCCCAUGAAGGACGAGAAUGAUUGGUUUUUAUUGGUUGUGGAUCUCAAGUCUAAAGAAGCAAUCAUCUUACAAGCUUUGUAUUUGGACGAUCGCACAUCCAUCCGGGAAGAAGCUGUCAAAACAAUGCUAACAUUUUUAGACAAAUUAGCCCCUUUGAUGUGUUCGUGGGAUGGAGAUAUACCUAAAAUUUCCGAGUUUCACAUUACAAAGCCUAUAAGAAAUUACUCUGCAUUUGUUCGUGAAGAUUCUGGAGCGUGGGUGUGCCAGUGGAUGUUUCGUACAGAGUUGUUUGACAAUUACGAUGUUGCGUACGUUGAUGAGGGAAUUCGAAUGAAGAUUGCAGUGCGUUUGCUACUUUCGCCUUACAACAUAAAUCGAGCAACUACUCUGAAGCUGGCGCACAAAUUUGCCCAAAACUGUCAUCAUAUCAUUGGACAUUAUUAUGCAGCUCGGAAAGAAAUGGAGGCGAUAAAAGACCUUAUCACUCGAUAAUGAGAUAAUUAAGUUACAACGUAGAUUUUAAUACUUGCUUCUACGAUUUGCUUUGGACGAUUUAGAAUAAUGGCUGGGUGCUAUUUUACUGGGUUUUUCCUUUCGUAAUACUUUUGGUUUGACUUUGUUGCAGUUUGCUUCUAUUUCAUACCUUGUGCCUUCGC
This is a messenger RNA of Linum tenue, 1974 nucleotides long. The record is from the annotation of a GenBank genome assembly. Lineage: Eukaryota; Viridiplantae; Streptophyta; Magnoliopsida; Malpighiales; Linaceae.